Eimeria necatrix is the source of this 927-nucleotide messenger RNA. RefSeq lists its product as hypothetical. NCBI's taxonomy places the organism in Eukaryota, Apicomplexa, Conoidasida, Eucoccidiorida, Eimeriidae. The transcript is spliced from 2 exons. The record is from RefSeq and is a predicted model, not a curated record. The annotation marks the transcript as partial.
AUGGAGAAGUUGAGAGACAGCAGAGACGCAGGAGUAGCAGCAGCAACAAUCCCGGGAGUGGAGCAGCAGCAGCGGUACCUGACGGCGCUGGGUUGGGCGGAGCUGCAGCAAGCAGCAGCAGCAGCAGCAGCAAAAAGAGCAGCAGCAGCGGCGGCCUGGGGGCCCCCGCAGGGGCCCCCGGAGGGGGCCCCCGAGGGGCCCCCGGCGGCGGCGGAGCAGCUCGACGCAGCAGCAGCAGCAGACGCAGCAGACGCUGCUGCUGCUGCUGCUGCAGCAGCAGCAGCAGCAGAAACGGUGCGAGAGGUGCAGCAGCAAGUGCGGCAGCUCACGCUGCAGCGGGAGAUCGAGCUGCAGGCCAGGACGGAGCAGCAGCUGCAGCGGCAGCAGCAGCAAAUUGAAGUGGCCCGCGAGGAGCUGCGGCUCGUGCUGCAGCAGCUAGCUGCAGCAAGAGUGGAGCUAGCCAACCUGAAGCAAGCAGCAGCAGCAGCAAAGGUCGCAGCAGCAGAAGGCGAGGCGCUGCGCGCAGCGCAGCAGCAGCUGCAGCAGCAGCAGCAGCAGCGCCACGCCCUCGCGCUGCAGUCCCUGCUGCCCCGCCAAGUCCCCAGGGCCCCUGCAGCAGCAGCAGCAGCAGCAGACUUCCAUCUUGCUGCUGCUGCUGCUUUGAAAAGCCUCAAAGUCCAGCCCCAGUCCCUGCUGCUGCUGGCAGCAGGCGCGCUGCUCAUGCUGCUGCUGCUGCGCGCCAAACGCGCAGUCCGGGGGGCCCCCGGGGGCCGGGCCCCCCCCGGGGGGCCCCCCCGCGACUUCGAGGCCCCCAAAGAGGAGGCAGCAGCGCCUGCUGCUGCAGCAGCAGAAACUGCUGCAGCAGCAGCAGCAGAAACUGCUGCUGCUGCUGCUGCUGCUGCCAGUGCGCCUGCAGCAGCGCCGUGA